UUAGUAAUUAUUAAAUAUUUAGUAAUUAUUUUUUUUGCCAAUUUUACCAAAUUGGCAAAAUUACUUAACUAAACUCACCAGACAGUUGUGUCUGAGUUUAGCGAACCAACUAUAAGAUUCUUUCAAUUGGUCCAAUUCAGAUUUAACGUUGUCAAAUUUGGCCCAUUCAGCUUGACUAGAAACUUUAGCCUUUUCCAACUUUUCCUGUCUUUCUAAUCUCUUCUGUUUAGAUUCUCGUUUUUUCUUAUUGUCUAAUAGCUUUUGUUGUCCUAUUGUUGUCCUAUCCAUUCUUUGAAUAGAAUAGAAUAAUUUUUAUUUGCAUAAAAUUUUUACAUAUUUGAGCAAAUAACGUCAAGUAAAAGUAAAAAGAGAUUGUAUGAAACUGUAUAAAUCUGAAGUACAUAGAACAAUUAUUAUAAUUAAAAUUAAAAUUAGACACUACAUGUUACAAAACAAAACAACUAAUACUUCAGGUAUUCCACCACAGUAUAUGGUUCUACAAUGACCAGAUAUUUAACCCUUUCGCUGCGUAAAGUGCACAUGCGCGCCCUCCUAUUUCUUUGUAAAAUGCGUAUGGCGCACAUGAGCGGCCUAUGUAUAUGGUGAUUUCCAUAUACAUUUAAAAUUGACUCAGUUUCAGGAGAUCAAGGAAACUUUGUCCGCAUUUUAUUAAAGGUCACUUCUAUUCAUAGGUGGCGUCGCGGCUCGGUGAAUCAUGUGGUUAGGUUUGCAGAGCUAUUCAUAGGUGGCGUCGCAGAUCAGUUACUCACAUAGUUAGGUUUUCAAAGGUGUUGUCGUUUCAAACGGUUUAGUGUGAUUAUAAGUUUAAUUAUUUGUAUAAUAAUGGCUGAUUUAAAUAAAGCUGGACCUUCAGGCGUAAAAAGACGUAAGACCGUGAAAGUGAGAAAUGAAAAAAAUCUGAGUGUUGAGGAAUUGAUGCAGUUUUUAUAUAAUUCAGACUCAGAUGAAGAUUAUGAAGACUCUGAUGUAGAUAACUUUGAAAUUGAAAAUGUUUCGGAAGACUCUUCUGGAAGUGAUACUGAGGAUGAUGUACUACAGAACGAGUUAAAUAAUACCGUUGCAGAUAAUCCUGACGUACAGAUUACAGACAAUGAAUGGACCGAAACAACUAGCGGUAUGAAACAAAUUCCAUUUACAAAAAGAAGUGGAUUGUUAGUCGAUAGUCCUGGUGAUAGUGCGUACGAUUGGUUUAGGCUGUUGUUUGAAGAUGAACUUUUAAAUAUAAUUGUCUUACAAACUAACAGUUAUGCAGUUGAAGUUCUUUCUACCAGCAAAGGAUGUGACCGUUCAAGGAUUUCCCUAUGGAAGGAAUUAACAAUAUCGGAAUUGCUAAUAUUUAUUGGAUUAACCUUCCAUACAGGAACAAUCCAAUUGCCUAGCAUACAAGACUACUGGAAGAAAAAUAGAUUAUUUUCGACUUGUUUUUCUUCAUACAUGAGUAGAGACCGCUAUUUGCUUAUAAUGCGAUGCCUUCAUUUUGCCGAAAAUGUAAAAGAAAAUGAACCAGUUCCAGUAGAUCGACUAUAUAAGGUAAGACCCUUGCUAGAUCAUUUUAAUAACAAAAUGAAGACGGUAUACUAUCCAGGAAAGUAUUUAUCUCUAGACGAAUCUAUGAUCUUAUGGAAAGGAAAACUGGUAUUCAAGCAAUAUCUCCCUAAGAAACGACAUAAGUAUGGAGUAAAGCUUUAUAUGCUGACAGAAGCCGAUUCAACAAUUUUGGAUAUCCAUAUAUAUGCUGGUGCAGGUGAUGCAACUGCUGGUAAGUCUCAUACAGAAAGAGUGGUGCUACACCUAAUGCGUAAUUUUUUCGACCAUGGACAUUCGCUUCAUAUGGACAACUAUUACAAUAGUUAUAACUUGGCCAAAUUACUACUGGAUAAAAAUAGUUUUUGUACAGGCACUCUGAGAAAAGAUAGGAAAGACUGUCCAAAAAACGUCGUAGACGCAAAGUUAAAAAAAGGCCAGACCAAAAGUAUGUACCUCAACAACGUAAUGGUUGGAAAAUGGCGAGACAAAAGAGAUAUCAUUUACAUUUCAACUGAAUAUAAAAAUGAGAUGGUAACCGUAAGAAAUAGACGAGGGGAUGAGAAAAUUAAACCACUGCCAAUCAUUCAAUAUAAUAAAUAUAUGGGCGGAGUAGAUCUUCAAGACCAAAUGUCUUCUUAUUAUCCGCCGACACGCAAAACUUUACGUUGGUACAAAAAAAUUGGCAUACAUCUGUUUCAGCUAUAUUUGCAAAAUGCUCAUAGAUUGUAUAAUAAGUACCACGGAAAUAACAAAAUGUCAUAUUAUAAGUUUCGAUUGUCAAUACUUGAAAAGUUAUUACCAGAAAAAUGUCAAGGAACAGCAGUUGUAACGGCAGAAGUAGCAGUUACUUCGGGUGUAAACCACACACCUUCAAAAAUUGAGUUACAUAAUGAACGUGGUAAAACUCUUAGAAAAAAUUGUCAGACAUGCAAUAACAACAAGAUACAUAAGGAUACUAUUUAUCAUUGUCAAGAAUGUCCCGAUAAACCUGGCCUCUGCUUAGGCAAAUGUUUCAGAGAAUAUCAUGUAUCAAUAUAGAAAGACAUUAGGAAAAAAUUAAUAUUUUGUAUACUUUUAUUUUACAUUAUAUGUUAUUUGUUUAUUUUACAUCCUGUUUGAAUGAAUAAAAUUUUAGUUUAGAUCAAAAAAGUCGAUUUAAUUUACUAAAUACAAAAAUUUGUAUCAAGCGCACAAGUGCGUCCUCCGCAUUUUUAAAAGAAAUUCCUUGAAAACUGCGUACAGCGCACAUGUGCGUCUUGCAAAAAUUCAGAAGAAAAAUUAUAAUAAUCCGUUUUAACAUAUGUACAAAAAACAAUUGUUGAAAAAAUAUCGCA
Molecule: messenger RNA, 2882 nt
Organism: Diabrotica virgifera virgifera (western corn rootworm)
Lineage: Eukaryota; Metazoa; Arthropoda; Insecta; Coleoptera; Chrysomelidae
Product: piggyBac transposable element-derived protein 4-like
Exons: 2
Coding region: 844-2586 (580 amino acids)
Source: RefSeq, a predicted model, not a curated record